AUGUUUGCCGUGAUUGAAAAUCUUGAAUGGAAUUCCAUUGAUGGAAUCAACAUGAUGAAUCAGAUGGAACAUGUUAAUCGUUUACUAAUUGUAUCCACAUAUGCUUUAAUGUUAUCAAUCAAUUUUUCAAUUGCAUCAUUAAUACAGACAACGGCUAGUGGUUUAUUUGUGUUGAUUGCACUUGUGAUCGCAUUAUUAAUUUGUUUUGUAAAGAAGAUAAAUGAGUCAUUUCCAGAGAAUGUCACUCUUGCUAUUGCUUAUUCUGGUUGUAUGGCGUUAGCAUUAGGAAUUUGGUAUAUGCAAUUAUAUGUUCUUCUAAAAAUUGCAGCUUUUGGAAUUAGUCUGGUGUUAUUCAUAUGUGCAGUGUUGAUUGGUGCAGCGAUUAAAACAAAUUUGGCGGACCAAAUAAAAAGUAUUCUAAUAUCUAUUACAUCGAUAUUUAUUACGUUUAUAUUAGCUGCAAUUGCAUUGGUCUUUUCAGGAAUCAAGGUAAUAGCUCUGGCUUUCUAUAUAGCUGCAGUAACAUUUUCAUUCAUUAUCACAAUAUUUGUCAGUUAUAUAACUAUUGGCAAAUUAAGAUGUCUUAUCUUUUAUCCAAAUUAUUCAUUAGCAUCUAUAUUAUUAUAUACUGUAUUCUUUAAUACCUUAGCAAUUAUGAUUGAUGUAAUUAAUAUUUGCUCUCGACUACUAUUUAAUUUUCCAUUUUAA
This is a messenger RNA of Schistosoma mattheei, 708 nucleotides long. The record is from the annotation of a GenBank genome assembly. Lineage: Eukaryota; Metazoa; Platyhelminthes; Trematoda; Strigeidida; Schistosomatidae.